AACGCCAUUAAUUAAAUAGCCUAACUAUAGCUCUGGCUUUGCUUGAUUGGCCAAGGCUUAUUAAAGAAGAUAGCGAAUAGAUAGACCUGAAGCGAAUUGUAUUGCUAGCCUAGGAGCCUAUCUAAUCUUUUAAACGUAUCCAGUUCGUAUGAUAUCAUACUAAACGUGUGGCCAAAUAAUCCGUAUGAUAUCCACUAAAAUCUGAUAGAUGAGCGACCAAUGCACAUGCGCAAUCUAGCCAGUAUUAUAAGUAGCCUGUGUUUAUUAUUGUCCAUUUUGACAGUUGGAUAACUGGACAAUGGAUAACUUUAGGGGUGAAUUUCUAGAAAGGGUCGUUGGCUAAUUUCCGUCGUAAUCUUGGUCAGUAGGCUACCCUAUAACAGUCUUCACGGAUGUUUAGUGGAAAGGUUCCAACUCGAACAUCCAUGUGGAAUCCAACGAUUAAACAUGGUCGUAAAGUUUGGUGCUUUAAACAACAGUAGCCUAGUAGAAGACCAAGAUUGCUAAGAACUAGCCCCUACCCUUUCUAGAAACGGAUCUAGGCGUGGUGACAUCACCGGUCUUGGUUGGAACUGAUUGGAACAGACAAAGGCACUCAGCAUCCACAGUGGAGGCAGGCAGUGAUCGUACUUGAUCGGCUAUGGGGAGCAGCUUCCGUCAGGAUGCAUGUUUCGCCAUUUAAUAGCUUGGACAAUACAGCCAUGAGGGGACACCGGUAGAGAAUUUAGAUGAAGCCGGGUAGGGUGAGCGGAAAAUCACGGGAGGAGGUCUAGAGAGAUAAUGUUCUGGGGAACCUGCUUCGCCUCUUCCCGGUCUUACGUUGUGGAACUCGGGCGGAAUCAGAGCCUGACCCUCGGACUCGGCGGCUCCGAUGAGCGCCACUCAUUUUAUGGAUACAUCAUUGCCUUUCCCUUACAGGACUACGGCGGGAUCAUGUCCGCUUUGGGCUCGGAGUCCUGGUGGAAGAAAACACUGUAUGUCACGGGUGGUGCUCUCCUUGCUGCCGCUGCCUACCUUCUACACGAGCUGCUGUCCAUCAGGAAAGAGGUGGAGAUGGACUCGAAGGAUGCCAUCAUCUUGCACCAGUUCUCCCGUCCAAAGAGCGGAGUACCCAGCCUUUCUCCCUUCUGCCUCAAGAUAGAGACUUUCCUACGCAUGAUGGACCUUCCCUACCAGAACUACUUUGAUGGGAAGCUGUCCCCUCAAGGUAAGAUGCCCUGGAUUGAGUACAACCGGCAGCAGGUGUCUGGAACGGAGUUCAUUAUCGACUUCCUGGAGGACAACCUGGGGGCGAACCUCAACAAGAGCCUGAGCGAGCAGGAGAAGGCGGUGGCUCGUGCCAUUACCAAGAUGGUGGAGGAGCAUCUCUACUGGACUAUUGCAUACUGCCAGUGGGUGGACAACCUGGAGGAGACUCAGAAGAUGCUGGCCAUCACGGGUCCCCUGAGCGACCUGCAGAAGUGGAUCAUCAGCCAUGUGACCGGCAGCAUCGUCAAGAAGGAGAUGUACGGCCAUGGCAUCGGACGCUUCUCCAAAGAGGAGGUCUACACACUCAUGGAGAAAGACAUGAGGACGCUGGCCACACUACUCGGUGAUAAGAAGUACAUCAUGGGGCCAAAGCUGACCACCGUGGACGCCACCGUGUUUGGGCACCUGGCCCAGGCCAUGUGGAGUCUGCCUGGCACACGCCCAGAGCAGCUCAUCAAAGGAGAGCUGAUCAACCUGGCCAUGUACUGUGGCCGUCUGCGCCGGUUCUGGCCCGAGUGGUUUGUUGACCCGGAGGACUGGUGCUACACAGGAGAGGACAGCGAGAGUGGCCGGUCCUCCCCAGCCUGCCUGCUGGACUUUGGGCUUUUCUCAAGGACAGACACGCUGGAGGAGAGCGACGCAAGCAGCAGUCGCUCUGACCCUCACUCGCACUCGCACACACACUUACUCGCAAACUUAGACACACAGACACACUCACCGGCCAGCGACCGCUCAGGACGCUCGCUCUUCGACUCUGACAUGGACACGGACGGUGGGUCGGAUGUGGAGCAGAAACAGGAAGUGUCAUGCCCUGACCUUUGAAUCUUGGGUCAGGGUGGAGGACACAGUUCUUUGCCUCUCACUUGGAUUGAUUGAGAAAUCUCCAAGCUGCUUUCUUAGGAUGAAAGACAGGAGAUGUAUUCACAUCACAUACUCACUUAAAUCCAAACCAGGAAUGUUCCAGAAAGCCUUUCAGCCAUUCUGAAACAACGGACACAAAUACGAGCUUAUGAUGUGAAGGCUCAAAAUUGUUUGACCUUGGGCUUAAUUUGGAGGUCAGUAACAUGGUGGUAAUAUGGCAGUACUAACAGUUUGUUUCUAAACAUGCCCUGCUUGCAUCCUUGGUUAAAAGGUGAAAGUGGACCACUAGCUAGCUAACUUACACACAUUCAUCCAUAUGCAGCCAGUUCUGUAAACUUUGAAAUAAACACACGUGAAUGUAAACAUGGUCCACUUUUCCUUGAAGAAUAUUCUAAUGGACAUGGACUGUGCUUGCAUGUUAACACCACGUUAUUGCCCUACCACCAGAGCCCUUGGUAUCUCUCAGGCUGUGAAAGGACCAGCGGGCUGUCGCUCUACUCUAGGUUUUGUUUGACCACUGCUUGCUUUGGUUUAUUGAUCAUGCUGCACACUUACACACAAGAUCCUCCUCUUAGCUUUUAGACAUUAGGGGCGCACUGAUGGUAGCUGUGUUCCACUGUUCUGGUUGGCUUCAGACUACUCUUCUGUGACCCCAUGGUAAAAUCAAAAGUGUAAAAGUGUUAAUUCCAAAACAUCUUUAGGAGUAUGUUAAAUUGCCCCCCUUUUGGUCUGAAAAGAGUGUUAACUGAGCACUGUUGAUUUUACUGUGACCAGGGGAGUAGCCUUAAGUCGUCUGACACCUCUCCACUGAUAGGUGCCCUGUGUAGGGUGUGCCCUGUGAAUUGGAGGCCUGCUUCUCCUACACCUUCAGCUGUCCAGUGAGUGGGGUGCCAUGGCGGGCACCAAAGUGCCUACUACCAACUUCCCCUCAAACAGCCUAUCAAGGCAGCAAUGCAAAACACUGUUGCUAAGAUGCAGUCUGUCAUUCAUUCAUUCAGCCUCUAUUUACCAACAGCUGACUCCAUCAUUCAUGUAUUCAAUUGUGGGAUUUGAAGGCAGUAAGGGAUGCAUGUAUGCUACCUUCAAAAUGUGAUGGAGGUGUCUUAGAAGGCAGCAUUUUAUACUAAUAUUUGAUUAAGACAUGCCUUGAUGCCUUCCAGCCUCAGACAGAGCAUCCGUGUGUCUCCAUAUAUUUGGAAAGAAUGAAAUGGAAGUAAAUACCUAACUGCAUUCUUCCCUGUGAAGAACCACCUACUGUUGCUAAGGUCCCUUGUGAAGAACCACCUACUGUUGCUAAGGUCCCUUGUGAAGAACCACCUACUGUUGCUAAGGUCCCUUGUGAAGAACCACCUACUGUUGCUAAGGUCCCCUGUUGCACUCAUUACUACGCAUCCCACGUAAUAGCUGCACACGCACAUGUUAUGCCUGUGGUUUAUUUAACAGUUAUGAAAUGAGUCAUGGUUAAUUUAACGUUUGCAGAACAGUUUUUUUCCCCUUUUGAUUUUCCUGAUGUAGAGGCUCAAGAGUUAAUCAACAGUGAAACAAUCAUCAUCUCACACGCCGAGAGAGAGCAAGAGCAUGUUAAAUAAAGUUGUAACAAAGAGCCCUUGGUUUGUUAGCGUGGGUCGUAAGUCGUACCCACGUAAGUCGUACCCACGUAAGUCGUACCCACUGCUCUGGGUCAUGCUCUGGUUGCGUCGGCCGACACAUGCUGCCUCUGUCCUGCAGCCCUCCAUGACGGAGCUUCACCGUCUCGGUCAGGUGGUAGUGGCCGACCCACAGCUAUCUGCACAAGCAGCGGUGGCACUGUUCUGUUUGGGUAACAGUCAUGUCCGCCUGAACAUACCAUCAGUAUCUAAAAUGGAGAGGUGUGUCACUUGCGUUGUGUUACCAGAAGAGGGUGCCGUAAUUCUUUGUGUAGCAUCAGAGAGGACUAGUGUGUGGAGCCCCUAAUGUGCAGUCCUGCCCGUUUCUGCCUUAAGUGAAGAUACAGCAUCACACUCAUUAUCACUUUAGUCUUAACAGCAAGCCAAGAGUGGUCAGUAUGUUGUCACAAUUACCCAAAGAGUGGUCUCACUGAAAGUUGAGCCUCUUAAUGCAUGUGAUGUGUGUGUGUGUGUGUGUGUGUGAGAGAGAG
Messenger RNA from Alosa alosa (allis shad), 4246 nucleotides. RefSeq names its product failed axon connections homolog, metaxin like GST domain containing b (gene faxcb). Lineage: Eukaryota; Metazoa; Chordata; Actinopteri; Clupeiformes; Clupeidae. Gene Ontology annotation, cellular component: cytoplasm. The record is from RefSeq and is a predicted model, not a curated record.